GCGCCAUUGUAGUUUAGGAUACAUAACAACAUACCAUGAAUUUUCCCUGCAGGUGGGAGACACUUCUUAUCAGCUUGUGGAUACAGGUGGGCUUAGUGCCUGGGAUACGAUGCAAGGACGGAACUGUCCGUCUGUCAAGAGAAGAUGUUUUGCUCUUCAAGGAUGAGCAGGAUCCGAAAUGCUUCACCCGGACAGAACAGGACUUCACCUGCUUCUUUGAGACUGCAGACAACAGGACUUAUGAUCUGCUCUACAAGGUUUACAACCCAUCCAGAGAAGAAAGGUGUCAUAUGGCAGUUCAGACGACAGAAGAGGGAACUUUCCUCCAUAUCUGCUCAUUUCCUUACACAGAUGUUUUCGUUUAUGUGGAAACGCUCCUUGAAGUGGUGGAGUGCAAAACCAACAUCAGCAUCUACAAGCGGACUGUUUUUGUGGAGGACCACUUUCUGUUGGACCCCCCCUUCAACGUGUCUUUAUACCAAAAUGGCCAAGCAGGACAGCUACAGGUUUCAUGGCACACAAAGCUCACAACUUACUGUGGAAGUACUGUAAUGCAUAGGAUUCGAUACUCGUCUCAGGGGCUUGGAGAGAGGAUCAAAGAGGUACAGGAGAGUCGCUUAUUAGCCUCAUUAGAGUCUCUGGUACCAGGGGAGGAGGUUGAGGUCCAGGUCACUGUCAAAUGUUCCUCAGAUUCAGGCACAGGACACUGGAGCAGCUGGUCUCAGCCGGUGAAAGCCAUAGUUCCCCAGAGUGCAGAUGAUGUUUCACUCACCUGCUACACCCCUGACUUGCAAAAUAUCACCUGUCAGUGGAAUGGGAGCAGAUAUGGAAAAAAUGAGUAUAAACUUUUCUACAAGAAGAGUCUUAGUAAUUCUUCAGACUGGACAGAAUGGACCGAAAGUCUGGCCAAUGGAAGCUUCAACAACCUGGGUCGUUUCCAUGGAGAUGAGUCCAGACAAGUCAAGGUCAAGCUCAGCAGCACUGCACCUACACUCAGCAGAACCUUUUUUACUCAAGAGUUCACUCUCAAGAAUAGCGUCAAAACACCUGCCCCAGGUGAUCUGAGAGGAGCAGUGGAGAAAGGCAGGUUGUGCUUGAAAUGGGAAGCUCCUCUUCUGUCUCUGUCGCCUUACCUGCAGUAUGAAGUGGGCUACCAGACCAGAGAAGGUGAAGCAUGGAUGACAGUAUCCCUAGAGCAUCCAGAGACUGGAGCAUGUCUACAGGUUCCAGCAGGUACACAGUACAGUGUGAAGGUCAGAGCUAAACCUAAUGGGUCCCGUUACUCAGGCUACUGGAGUGACUGGUCAGAUGUGCUCACUGGUCAAACCUCUACUGACACAGGUUUGUUGCUGAUGCUGUGUAUCCCUGUCUCGAUUCUGAUUACUGCCAUCAUCCUCAUCUACUUGUCUUCCAUGUACCUCAGUAAGCUCAAGCAGUAUUUUUGGCCACCAGUGCCAAACCUUGACAAAGUCCUGCAAGGCUUUCUGACAGAGAUCAACAGGCAGGAAUGGAGUCCUGCAGUCAUAGCCAAGCAGUGCUCUGAAGAACCCACUUCAUCUGUGGUGGAGAUACUUUCUGAAGACAAAGCUUCAGGACUGGGGAAGAAGUCACAUGAAUCCACUCUGCUCCUGUCUCCAGUGCAAAGCUUCUCCAGCAGAGAACAGGUAGACAGGAGCCCUGGGACUGAGGUUUUUCCAGACUACAUGAAUUUAAAAGGGUCUUCAUUAAUCUUGGCUGAGGAAGUUAACAUGGACCUAAGUUGUAUUUUCUGUGAAGUCAACCAUUUGGACUUUCCUGGGCACACGUCAGACAUAGGAGACACCAGACUGCUUACAGUACACCAGACCUGAGCAGCUUCUCUUGCCUCUGAACAGUUACUGCACUGUUCUGUGCUCAAGUGUAAACCUGUUUUUAUAUGUCUUGCAUCUCUGGCACCACUAGAUGGGAGCAGAGACCAAGAGACAGAUGACUGCUGUUUCAGCUAGUCCCAUGCUAAGGCAAGAGUUUGUUCCAGAUUCACAUUUUUAUUUUGUCACACUGGAAAAACCUUUUGAUCUACAACCUGUGUGUUCACAGGUAUUACCUAUGGUAUUCACAGGCAAUACGUGUGAAUAGACUGUCAAAAGCUGUUAAACAAAACAAGAAUUAACAUUAAUCAUGACAGGUAUACCUCUACAUGCUCAACUAAUUUUAAUCUGAAUCUUUAAAAAAGUACAACACAGCUGAAUGCCAAAUGUUUAUGUAGUACACAAAGUAGACGAAAAGCUCAAUUAAAAAUGACUCAAAAAUUACUACCCACAACUUGUAUGAAAAGCAAGAGGCUUGAGUUCAAACAUGGGCAAUCAUGACAUCAUGAUUAAUGGGGUGAGUAAGAGGAUAAUUAAGCCCUGAACAAAGUAAGCACACUUUUCGGGAGCACUUACUCAUACAGCCUGGCCAGGCAAAAGCCAAAAAUGUACUAAACUGUUGUUGUACUGUUGUGAUUUCUACUCAGCAAUCAGAAAAGAUUUUGAGAGCUCAGAGAUAUACAAGUAACUAACAGUAAUUGGGAACACUCCAAGACAAGAUGACAGCUUCAGAAACAAUGACUUUACUUGCCCUGGUUGACACAGUACUAGUCAGACAGUGUACGACUUUCUCUGGCAGUCUCAGCCUUCUAGAAUCAACUGAGAAUCAGAACCACUUUGCUCUGCACCUAAGAACCUGCACCCAGCCAGCCGCCUUCUGUAAAAUACAGUACUAGUGUCACACAGGCCAUCACGUCUACAGCGUUUGCCAGACUGUAUGAUAUCAUGGCCAUAAAUUAGCCCAGAGUCAUCUAUGAGGCAACAGCUAAGGGUGGGAGAGAGUGAGUGCUGAGCGUGAGACAGUUGAGAGAAAGAAAGUUUAACAGUCACUGUUUACUUGCGUACAAGCCUCUCCUCCCAACAGGAAUUCUUUCCAUGUUUCAUCACUACUCGUUUGCCCAUACGUAAACAUUUGAGGAGGGAGAUUCAAUCACCUCCUGAUGUCAUUUCCUCAAUGUUCACUUACAUGGAGAAACAACAGUGGUUCAGAUGUGAACAGCAUCUGAACCACUGUAUACACAGCAUGUAGUGUAUGUACAGUUUAAAUAUUAACAUAUACUAUGUAGUCACAGCCACAGGCCUCAAACAUGAAUUCAGCAACAACAAAGGUAAGGCCACUAAAACAGCUCAUCAACAUCCUCUAAACAUCUGCAACACAUAGACACGCCAAAGGGGCAGUGAGUUUGUUCAGCAUGCUGAAAGUAAACUCACUGCAGCACAUUUGGAGCUACUGGAUUUAGUGGAAGAGACGUCAGUGACUUGGAACAUGCAUCACAGCAUGUUCCAAGUCACUUUUGGAGUUUAAAAACUGCUAGAUGGGAAAAAGAACAGUGAAAUGAACAACACAGGUAGAAUCAAUGGGGUGUAAAAACAACAACAACAAUGCCUUCAGAAUCUUUCAGAAGGAAUAAAGCCAUUGCUUUUCCAUACAGGUAUACAACAGUAGUACAUUAAGACAGAUGUGUUAUUUUGGACUAAAUUAAAGCUUAGUUCAACUCACAGUAAUGGAAACGUACAUUUCCUACACAGGCAGUUUUUAACUGGCCUCUGCAGGGUUGGUGCAGCUUAUUAAGUUUGCAUCCCCAAAUGCUUAACAGAAGAGAUGCAAAAUUGCUGCCACAAAACAGCUACAGGUGGGUCCUUGUCGAAUAAAUUCUGCAGCUGGUGGCAAUUAUU
Monopterus albus (swamp eel) is the source of this 3743-nucleotide messenger RNA. It is a transcript of the gene mpl, whose product is annotated as MPL proto-oncogene, thrombopoietin receptor. Gene Ontology annotation, cellular component: external side of plasma membrane. The record is from RefSeq and is a predicted model, not a curated record. Bases 36 to 1850 code for a protein of 604 amino acids. The transcript has 14 exons. NCBI's taxonomy places the organism in Eukaryota, Metazoa, Chordata, Actinopteri, Synbranchiformes, Synbranchidae. Gene Ontology annotation, molecular function: cytokine receptor activity; protein binding. Gene Ontology annotation, biological process: cytokine-mediated signaling pathway.